Molecule: messenger RNA, 805 nt
Organism: Psammomys obesus (fat sand rat)
Lineage: Eukaryota; Metazoa; Chordata; Mammalia; Rodentia; Muridae
Gene: Spacdr
Product: sperm acrosome developmental regulator
Exons: 3
Coding region: 1-585 (194 amino acids)
Source: RefSeq, a predicted model, not a curated record
AUGACUAGUUGGCUCCAGUUCUGGAAACACAGAGCCAAGCCAAGCGUGUACGAACCCCAGAAGCAUCCACUGAAAGGAGCAGAGAAGGUCCCCUCGGACCUGGACGUUAAAAAGCUGGACAAGGUCCACAAAGAGCCCAAGGUCUCUGACCUGGACGUGAGCCUAGGGCUCCUCGAACCCUGCAUGUUGGCCACAGUCAAGGAAAGCCCUGCUGUGCACAGUCAGGAGAGCGGGGAGAGACAUGACAGCCGCUCCUUCAGGCAGCUGUCCCAGACCGUGGCCCACUCAGUUUCCACGCUGAUGGUCUCAGUGUUGCAGUCUGGCUGGCGGCUGUGCAGGUGGAAGUCUUCUGUGACUUCCGCCUCGGUGACCUGCGUGAGGUCCGGGUCGUCCCUGAAGACGCCGGAGGCCGAGAUGCUGCGGGAGGUGUACCUGGUGCUCUGGGUCAUCCGCAAGCAGCUGCGAGAGCUGGCCCGCAGGCAGGAGCGCCGCCACAGGCGCCGCAUGCGCUCGCACGCCUCGCACACUUCCCGCCACUCCGACCCGGUGCAGGGCCUCAAACAGGACGCCCGCAGCUCCCUGUAGGCGGGGAGCCCCACGUCCUUAGGAGCCCCCACCUCGCUUGCUAGGAGGGCGACAGGAAGGGCGCGGGGGCCGCCGGGCCAGAGCUGCUCCACCGGAGACGCUUGACCACACUGUCGCCUCUUACGCGAAGCCCGAGGCGGGGCCUAGGGUCGAACAUACUCCCCUUCUCCGUGUUUAUCCAAUUUGUAAGGCAAAACAAAUUAUCUAAAUGUUGAGAAAU